AUGAAGCCAUCGGCUGGCUUUCUGCUGCUGGCAGUGCUGCUCUCAGCCGCAGUGAGGUUCGCUCAGGCCCGGAUUAUACACUCGUACUUCAAGCUCGGCGGCACGUUGGUCCUCAAACCUGCCUCGGUCUCUGCUCGCAUCACCAGCAUCGCGUGGAAGCGGGACGGAGAACUGUUGGCCGAAUGGGUGGAAGAUGUGAUUCCCCGGACAUAUUACGGCAGGUUUGGAGGCCGAUCAGAGGUGAACACGAACGCAGGAGUGUUGGAGAUCAGGAACAUGACUGCAGCUGACUCUGGGGUGUAUUCGGUGGAGAUCAACAACCAGCCCCAGAGUCAGACUCAUCAGGCCGUGAGGAUCAGAGAAGUGCCCCAGCCUGAGGUCACGGUGAGGCCGCCGAUGUGCGGCUCGAGUUUGGAGAACUGCACACUGAGCUGUGACGGAGACGUUAAAGACGCCGAACCUGUCGAGUAUUUCUGGAAGAUCGGAGGUGGAGAGUGGGAACAGUCGGGAAAAAUCAUGGAGAUCAAUAAUUCUGAGGAAACACAGUGUGUGAAGAUGUUUUCCUGCAGGAUGAAGAACCCAGUGAGUGAGCGACACAGCGAACCCAUCACUAACCCGUUUCACCAGCACAGAAAUCUGGACUAUAGAUGGUGGAUCCUCACGCUUGUAGGCGCUGCCGUCCUGGCGGUGGUCGCGAUCUCGGCUGGUUUCUGGCUCCUGGCUGUGCUGCUCUUAGCUGCAACCAGCUUCUCUCAGGAUCAGAUUGUAAAGAAGUACUUUGAGGAUGGCGACACGCUUCAGCUCAGCCCUCAGACGGUCUCUGAACAGAUCACCAGCAUCGUGUGGUAUUGUGAUGAAUACCUGCUGGCUGAGUGGGUGAAAGACUUGAUUGAGCUGAGAGAUCACAUCUCGUUUAAAGGCCGAGCCACUCUGAACACUGACACGGGAGUGUUGGAGAUCAGGAACAUGACUGCAGCGGACACUGGGGUGUAUUCAGUGGAGAUCAACAACCAGCUCCAGAGUCGGGUUCAUCAGACUGUGAGGAUUAAAGCAGUGCCUCAGCCUGAGGUGAGUGUGACGCCGCUGUUGUGCAACUCAACCUCAAAGAGCUGCACGCUGAGCUGUGACGGAGACGUCAGCGCUGCUGGGCCUGUCGAGUAUUCCUGGAGGAUCGGAGACGGAGAGUGGAAGCAGUCAGGAACGAACAUGGAGAUCAUCAAUAAUGAGGAAACGCAGCGUGUUACGAAUUUCACCUGCAGGAUGAAGAACCCAGUGAGUGCGAGAGACAGCAAACCUCUCCCUAACCCACUCUUCCAAAUGCCUCGCUUUCCAUCUUCAUCAUCAGCGACGACGGUCAGUGACGAUACAGAGAGCGAACCGCUAACAAAGACCCAGAUUACAAAUGGAGUUUAG
Molecule: messenger RNA, 1413 nt
Organism: Neolamprologus brichardi
Lineage: Eukaryota; Metazoa; Chordata; Actinopteri; Cichliformes; Cichlidae
Product: SLAM family member 5-like
Cellular component (GO): membrane
Source: RefSeq, a predicted model, not a curated record